AGGUAUCGCGAGAUGACAGGAUUUUCCCCGCGAAGGAGAAGCGCGCUUUUUUCCCUGUCGGGGGUUUUGGUGAGCAGGCUGGGCCGGGAACUGCUGUGAGUUAUUAGCUCGCGGUAUUGCAGACUCUGAGAGGAGGGGACCUGGUUCCUGGGUGAGUGUCCAGGCAUGCCAGCGGAACGGCCCGCGGGCAGCGGCGGCUCACAAACUCCAGAAAUGGUUGAACAAUUAGACACUGCCGUGAUUACCCCAGCCAUGCUAGAAGAGGAAGAACAGCUCGAAGCUGCUGGACUAGAGAGAGAGCGGAAGAUGCUGGAAAAGGCUCGCAUGUCUUGGGAUAGAGAGUCGACAGAAAUUCGGUACCGUCGACUUCAACAUUUGCUUGAAAAAAGCAAUAUCUACUCCAAAUUUUUAUUGACGAAAAUGGAACAGCAACAAUUGGAGGAACAGAAGAAGAAAGAAAAAUUGGAGAGAAAAAAGGAGUCUUUAAAAGUUAAAAAGGGUAAAAAUUCAAUUGACACAAGUGAAGAGAAGCCAGUCAUGAGAAAGAAAAGAGGAAGAGAAGAUGAAUCAUACAAUAUUUCAGAGGUCAUGUCAAAAGAGGAAAUUUUGUCUGUGGUUAAAAAAAAUAAAAAGAAUGAGGAUGAAAACUCCUCUUCUACUAAUCUCUGUGUAGAAGAUCUUCAGAAAAAUAAAGAGUCGAAUAGUAUAAUUAAAGAUAGAUUGUCUCAAACGGUUAGGCAGAAUGCGAAAUUCUUUUUUGACCCAGUCCGGAAAUGUAAUGGUCAGCCAGUGCCUUUUCAACAACCAAAGCACUUCACAGGAGGAGUUAUGCGAUGGUACCAAGUAGAAGGCAUGGAAUGGCUUAGGAUGCUUUGGGAAAAUGGAAUUAAUGGCAUUUUAGCAGAUGAAAUGGGAUUGGGAAAGACAGUUCAGUGCAUUGCUACAAUUGCAUUGAUGAUUCAGAGAGGAGUACCAGGACCUUUUCUUGUCUGUGGCCCAUUAUCUACACUUCCUAACUGGAUGGCUGAGUUCAAAAGAUUUACACCAGAUAUCCCUACUAUGUUAUAUCAUGGAACCCAGGAGGAACGUCAAAAAUUGGUAAGGAAUAUUCACAAACGGCAAGGGACUCUGCAGAUUCAUCCUGUGGUGGUUACAUCAUUUGAAAUAGCCAUGAGAGACAGAAAUGCAUUACAGCAUUGCUAUUGGAAAUACUUAAUAGUAGAUGAAGGACACAGGAUUAAGAAUAUGAAGUGCCGUCUAAUCAGGGAGUUAAAACGAUUCAAUGCUGAUAACAAACUUCUUUUGACUGGUACUCCCUUGCAAAACAAUUUAUCAGAACUUUGGUCAUUGCUAAACUUUUUGUUGCCAGAUGUAUUUGAUGACUUGAAAAGCUUUGAGUCUUGGUUUGACAUCACCAGUCUUUCUGAAACUGCUGAAGAUAUUAUUGCUAAAGAAAGAGAACAGAACGUAUUGCAUAUGCUGCACCAGGUUUUCCAUGUUUUCUUAUUCUGUUUAAUGCACAGCUUUAACACAGAUCUAGAGGUGUUUAUCUUCUUAGUGAGUACACGAGCUGGUGGCCUGGGCAUUAAUCUGACUGCAGCAGAUACAGUUAUCAUUUAUGAUAGUGAUUGGAACCCCCAGUCGGAUCUCCAGGCCCAGGAUAGAUGUCAUAGAAUUGGUCAGACAAAGCCAGUUGUUGUUUAUCGCCUUGUUACAGCAAAUACUAUUGAUCAGAAAAUUGUGGAAAGAGCAGCUGCUAAAAGGAAACUGGAAAAGUUGAUCAUCCAUAAAAAUCAUUUCAAAGGCGGUCAAUCUGGAUUAAAUCUGUCUAAGAAUUUCCUAGAUCCUAAGGAAUUAAUGGAAUUAUUGAAAUCUAGAGAUUAUGAAAGGGAAAUAAAAGGAUCAAGAGAAAAGGUCAUUAGUGAUAAAGAUCUAGAAUUGUUGUUAGAUCGAAGUGAUCUUAUUGAUCAAAUGAAUGCUUCAGGACCAAUUAAAGAGAAGAUGGGGUUAUUCAAGAUACUAGAAAAUUCUGAAGAUUCCAGUCCUGAAUGUUUGUUUUAAACUGGAGCCCAAGAAUGGCUUUUAAAAGUUCUUGUUUGCAACUAGUGAUUUCCCUGUAUUGGGUUUGAAAUACAGAUUGUCCACUUAACCUUUUUUUAUUAUAUCAGUUGACAUGUAACUAGUACCAUGUAUACUUAAUUAGAUGGUAAUUUUCUGAGCCUUAUUACAAACAAAGAAGUAUCCAUAUUAAGUUUAGAUUUUCAGUUAAUUUUUGAGACUGAGUAUUAUUCUUGGAUACAGGCUGAUGUGUACUUAACCACUUCCAGAUUUAUACAGUCUUCCUGUGGAAGUUUAGUAAAUGUCUUUUUUUUUUUUAGUAAUACAGUUCAUGGGGUUUUGGUACUUCAGUUAUGAAGUAGGCUUUUCAUGGGGGGAGAUCGGGAUUAUGCUGUGUGUUUAAGAAACUGUUUUUCAAGUCUUACUUCUAUGAGAUAGUUUACCAAAUAAAUUUUCCUUAUGAGAUAA
This is a messenger RNA of Cebus imitator (Panamanian white-faced capuchin), 2526 nucleotides long. RefSeq names its product helicase, lymphoid specific (gene HELLS). The transcript is spliced from 18 exons. Gene Ontology annotation, biological process: negative regulation of gene expression via chromosomal CpG island methylation; lymphocyte proliferation; pericentric heterochromatin formation. NCBI's taxonomy places the organism in Eukaryota, Metazoa, Chordata, Mammalia, Primates, Cebidae. Bases 166 to 2061 code for a protein of 631 amino acids. Gene Ontology annotation, cellular component: pericentric heterochromatin; nucleus. Gene Ontology annotation, molecular function: chromatin binding; ATP-dependent chromatin remodeler activity; ATP binding. The record is from RefSeq and is a predicted model, not a curated record.